This is a messenger RNA of Lates calcarifer (barramundi perch), 3059 nucleotides long. It is a transcript of the gene fbxw11a, whose product is annotated as F-box and WD repeat domain containing 11a. Gene Ontology annotation, molecular function: protein dimerization activity. The record is from RefSeq and is a predicted model, not a curated record. Bases 122 to 1705 code for a protein of 527 amino acids. The transcript is spliced from 13 exons. Lineage: Eukaryota; Metazoa; Chordata; Actinopteri; Centropomidae.
UUGACACUACCCUACCGGAGCUGUGUGGUUGAGCGAAACGAAUGACGUCUCUGCAUUUGCGGGCCGCCGACGCAGGGCUGGGUUUCCAUUUUCAGAGCGAGUUUCGGGGGGGAUCGUCAACAUGGAGCCGGAGAUGGAGGACAAAACGUUGGAGCUGAUGACCACAUCAGGGAUGGAGUCACAGAACCUCGUGGACGAUCUGUCGCCAAAGAAGAACACAGUUCUCAAGCUUAGUAAUGGUCCUGUUGUGGGGUCCCGCAAGCGUCCGUCAGAGGGAAACUAUGAGAAGGAGAAGGAACACUGCAUCGCUCUGUUUGACCAGUGGUCGGAGGCCGACCAGGUGGAGUUUGUCGAGCGCCUGAUCUCCCGUAUGUGCCACUACCAGCACGGCCACAUCAACUCCUACCUCAAACCCAUGCUGCAGAGGGACUUCAUCACUGCGCUGCCAGCCCAAGGCUUGGAUCACAUAGCGGAGAACAUCCUGUCUUUCCUGGAUGCACGCUCGCUGUGCUCGGCAGAGCUGGUGUGUAAGGAGUGGCAGAGGGUCAUCUCUGAGGGGAUGCUGUGGAAGAAACUCAUCGAACGCAUGGUCCGCACUGACCCGCUCUGGAAAGGCUUGUCUGAGAGACAUCAGUGGGAGAAAUAUCUGUUCAAGAACCGCACGUCAGAAGUCCCACCCAACUCCUACUAUCACUCCCUUUAUCCCAAGAUCAUCCAAGACAUAGAGACUAUUGAGGCUAAUUGGCGAUGUGGCAGACACAACUUGCAGAGGAUUCAGUGUCGCUCAGAAAAUAGUAAAGGGGUUUACUGUCUCCAGUACGACGACGACAAGAUCAUCAGUGGCCUUAGGGACAAUUCCAUCAAGAUCUGGGAUAAGCAGUCUCUGGAGUGUCUGAAGAUACUGACCGGUCACACAGGCUCAGUGUUGUGUCUGCAGUAUGAUGAGCGGGUCAUCGUUACCGGCUCUUCUGACUCAACUGUCAGGGUGUGGGAGGUAAUGACGGGUGAGGUACUGAACACACUGAUCCACCACAACGAGGCAGUUCUUCACCUGCGCUUCGCCAACGGCCUGAUGGUCACCUGCUCCAAGGACCGUUCGAUUGCAGUGUGGGACAUGGCCUCACCCACUGACAUCAGCCUACGUCGGGUUCUGGUGGGACACCGGGCUGCAGUUAACGUGGUUGACUUUGACGACAAAUACAUUGUGUCCGCCUCAGGGGACCGCACCAUCAAGGUAUGGAGCACCAGCACCUGUGAGUUUGUGCGUACUCUAAAUGGUCAUAAGCGGGGUAUUGCCUGUCUACAGUACAGAGACCGUCUGGUGGUCAGUGGCUCGUCUGACAACACAAUCCGGUUAUGGGACAUAGAAUGCGGGGCAUGUUUGCGAGUGCUGGAAGGUCAUGAGGAGUUGGUGCGCUGCAUUCGCUUUGACAACAAGAGGAUUGUCAGCGGCGCCUACGACGGUAAGAUCAAGGUGUGGGACCUGCAGGCAGCCCUGGACCCACGAGCCCCCGCCAGCACAUUAUGUCUGCGCACUCUAGUGGAGCACUCUGGCCGCGUGUUCCGCCUCCAGUUCGAUGAGUUUCAGAUCAUCAGCAGUUCUCACGACGACACCAUUCUGAUCUGGGACUUCCUGAACGUCUCGACCAAUGGCCAGUCAGAGGGACGGUCUCCCUCCCGCACCUACACUUACAUUUCUAGAUAGCAGGUGGCGCCAUCCACCGCACCCUUCCUUGGAGGAGCCCAGGGCUGAUUGGCUGAUGGGUGCGUCCAUCAUGGAAAGGAGCCAUCUCCUCUCUUUCCUCCUCGUCAUCUCUCUGUCCACCUCCCACCAUGCCCCCUGCCACCUCCACCUCCCCGCCCGUUCUGACAGACUCUCAAGCUUGUGCCCAUUUGCCUGCCAGUACCGUGACAUGUACACACAGACACGCACAUACACACAGGUCAACACUGAAUGAAGAUGCCCUACUACAGAACCAACGCAACUCUCCCGAAGAAGUUCACCUUCUACUGUUAAUUUAUGUUUUGUAAAGUACACUAAUGACAGUAUUAACUUAGAUCUUAUAUAAGUCACAAGCUCCCGUUUGUCCCCUUGAUAGAAACUUAAAGCAGCUUCUGCUCCUCAGUUUUCAACCCCUGCCAAAACAGGUUCCCACAAAUAUGGAAUUGCUUAUAGAUAUAUAUUUAUAUAUAUAUUACACACACACACAUACACAUACACACACACUUACACACAAAGUGGCACAGUUGGACAGAGGAUGACCGGAGCUGUGAUGCGGGAGACAGAGACUCUUUACUCAGCUCUAGGAAAGGGAGGGAACGAUGGGAGAUGGAGGGAGUGAACGAGGGAGAGAAAUGUGUCUGGGAUUACCUCCCCGCUCCCUCUCACUCCCUCUCACUCCUCCCUGUCUCUCUCUCUCUCUCAAUCUCUCUCUCAACCCCCAACCCUCCCCCACCCCCUCCUAUCUCUCUCCCCUCUAACCCCCCCCCCCAGAGAUGCACACUCACUUGGAAUAAUGGGGGCGCGCGCACACUCAAGUUUGCGUGAGUGUGUGUUUGUGUAUGUGGACUUGUGAAACGGCAGAACAGAGCAGAAGCGUCAAACAGACAGACAUGCAUGUGAGGUUGCCUUGGAUACAGCAUCCCGGUACACCUCUGCUUUUUUUUUUCUCUUUAACUCUUACUUUCUUACUGUUUUUUAUUACUGUUAUUUUCUAAUUUUAUUUGAGUAUUUUGGUUCUUAGUACAAAAAUCAUACUAAGCGUAGUCCUCUUUCCCUCUCUCUUUCUCUCUCUUACUGUCUUUUCCCUCAUUCUUUCUUCUAACUUCAACCCUUGUUCAUCUGUCCCUUUCACUCCAUCUUUCUCUCCCCCAUCAUCUACGUGCUUGCUUUGGUUAUGAGAGAAGCUGGAACUCAAGAGCUCAAAUUUAGCUGUAAACGGAGUUGUCUUGUCAAAAAUUGUGUUGUAUAUUAAAAAUGAUUUUUUAAAGAAGAAAAUGACCUUAUUGUGAAUAAAGUACUUGACAGUGGUGGAGUGUUGAGCCAACUGUAACAUGAA